This is a messenger RNA of Amaranthus tricolor (Joseph's coat), 1191 nucleotides long. RefSeq lists its product as uncharacterized. The record is from RefSeq and is a predicted model, not a curated record. The transcript has 2 exons. NCBI's taxonomy places the organism in Eukaryota, Viridiplantae, Streptophyta, Magnoliopsida, Caryophyllales, Amaranthaceae. Bases 215 to 547 code for a protein of 110 amino acids.
AAAUAAUAAGAGAUCUACAUCAAGUUUAUUCUCAUACUUCCUACUCUUUAAAUAAUCACUUUUCCACUUUCACAUAUAUAUUUUAAACCAAAAUUGGUAUCAAGAGCCCACCAUUAAAUAUACACUACAUAAAUCAUCCCAAUCUAACUAAUUAAUACAAAUUCUAAAUCCCAUACUUAAAAUUUCCAUUACUUAAAUUGAACUCCAAUAUAUAAUGGCAUCAUCAACAUCAAACUCUUCAUUUAAUUAUGCCGCAAAUGAUUGGGUAUUAAUAUUUAACGACGAAAGCUAUGAUUAUUGGAGCAUCGGAAUGAAGACCUUGUUAGUAUCAGAAGAUGCUAAUGAAUUAAUAACUUGGGAUGAUGAUAAAAAGAAAGAUUACUUGGAGAAUCAAAACAGAGAUAGUGGAGCUCUCUCAUACCUCCAUAAAAGAGUUUAUGGGACCAUCUCUCCGAGGAUUAUGGCCGCCACAACAGCUAAGGAUGUCUGGACGAUAUUACAAACUGAGUUUAAGGGCUCCAACAAGCAGCAGCAGCUCAGCAUUUGACCACCAUCUGCAUUCAUUAGCAACAAUCAGGCGAUCAGAAACCAUCAGUUUGACAAAAAACAGAAGUAUGUACUGAUUUUUGUUUGAAUUAUCCCCAAUAAAUCUAAUACAUAAAUUUAUAUUAAUACAUGAUCAUCAUGCCCAAUAAAUCAUCGAUCAAAACCAAAUCUAAUACAUGAAUUCAUAUUAAUACAUGCAUUCAAAUAUUAAUCCUAAUCCUAAUCAAAACCAAAUCUAAUACAUGAUCAAAACUCACAAAAGUUCAUAAGCACCUCAAAGAAACCUUAAUCUUUUGUCUACCUAAACUUCAUGCAACAUUCAAGAAAACCUGCCAAAACAAUAAGAAAACAACAUAAGAAUCUUUCUUUGAAUAAUGAAUGUAAAUUAAAAAUUAGAAGAAUUCAAUUAUAUCACCCAAAAUCAGAGGGUUUUGAUUUUGGUUUCUUUGAAAAAGUUGAGAAGCAAUGGUGAUCAAGAAUUAGAAUUGGUUUAGUGCAUUAUAUAAGCAACCUACAUGCAAAAACACAAUAGAAAAAGGCAACCUACAUGCAAUCUACCACAUGUGUGUAACACCAAAGAUGAAGUGCAAGAUGAUAAACAAAAACACUAUUUAUUUUCAAAAUGUGAAUAGUGCAGAAGCCUUA